This is a messenger RNA of Symbiodinium sp. CCMP2592, 3591 nucleotides long. NCBI's taxonomy places the organism in Eukaryota, Dinophyceae, Suessiales, Symbiodiniaceae. The record is from the annotation of a GenBank genome assembly.
AUGACUCAGGAGGCUUCUGACAGUGACGCUGACGAACCUCUGCUGACAGUCGUUGGUGCUCGAGCUAUCGCCUCCUGGACAGAGAGUGUCAUCCCGCUGUGUAGAACCAUGGCGGAGUACAAGUUGGCAGUGGAUUCCAGCAAGAAGGCCACGGAGCUGCCGCUACUGAGGGUCUGUGGCACUGUGCAGCAGAAUCCUCACAUGCGCGCCUUCUGGGCCAGCACAAUAUCUUUCUUCCUUGCCUUCCUGGGUUGGUUUGCCUUGGCGCCUUUAGGCCUCGAAGUUGCGACCAGCAUGGGAACGUGCGAAAACCAGCUCUUCCCUCCCACGGAUUUCCCAACACGACCAGCCUACCUGAAGUUCAAGAACCUGAAGAGUGGGCUGAGCUAUUGCCAGUAUGGGGUCGUCAAGGAGGACGGCAAACCGAUCGAUUGCCAAGACGUCCCCGGAGAUGUGGUGAGCGGCGCCGGCUCAACCGCUGAGGAGAAGGAGAAGUACAGGCCCCAGGUUCUCGCAAAGUGCGUGUGCACCCCAGGCACAGAGUGCAAGUCCGUGAUAGCGAACGCUGGCGUGGCCUCGGUUGCCUCGACCAUCUUCGUGAGGGUAGCCUUGGGGACGCUUCUAGAGCGCUUUGGCCCCGUGAACGUUCAGUGCGGCUUGAUGUCCUUCGGGGCUUUCUGGGUGGCCAUGGCGGCCGCGAUUACGGCUCCCUGGAACUACACGCUGAUCCGCUUCUUCAUAGGCUGCGCUGGCGCCACUUUCGUGACCAAUCAGUUCUGGUGCUCGCUGAUGUUUGCACCCAACGUUGUUGGCACGGCCAAUGCCACUGCGGCCGGUUGGGGCAACCUGGGAGGCGGUGUAACCCAGAUUUUUAUGAUGUCCGUACUGUUCAACCCAAUGGUGGCCUCCGGGAUGGAGCCGAAUGUCGCUUGGCGUGUCUCCAUGGUGGUGCCAGCGGUCAUGUUCGUGAUUUGCGCCAUCUGCAUGAAGCUCAUGAUGUGCUGGGAUAUGCCCACGGCCCGCAACUACGAUCCGGCCGUGACCGGCAAGACACAAAAGCCUUCGAUGUGGGACUAUGUCGAGGUGCUGCGUGACGUUCGCGUGGUGGUCAUGAUCUUCCAAUAUUCCGCAUGCUUCGGCACGGAUCCCCGUCUGCUCUGUUUAAUUAUUUCCGAGAAGAUUUGUGCAAUUGUAGAACUCGCAAUGAACAAUCAGUUGGCUACGCACUUUCGGACGUACUUCCAGAUGGAUGCAGGUGAUGCCAGCGCCCUGGCGGGUGCUUUCGGCCUCAUGAACCUGUUCGCAAGAUCACUGGGAGGCAUUAGCAGCGACAUUUGCUUCAAGUACUUUGGCUUCCGCGGCCGCAUUUGGGCCCAAUUCCUGGCACUCUUCUUCGAAGCCAUCUUCUUGUUCAGCUUCGGAAAGGUGGACAAUUCGCAGCCUUGGUACGUGGCCUUGGCGGUCUUGGUUUGCUUCUCGCUCUUUGUGCAGAUGGCUGAGGGCACCUCCUACGGCAUCGUGCCCUUUAUGAACCGGAAGCAACUCGCAGUGGUGUCCGCGCUUGUGGGUGCCGGUGGAAACCUCGGCGCAGUGAUUGCAGGCUUCUGCUUCUACAAGCCGAUCCAGGAUGCCCUGCUGCCUUUCCAGGUCCAUGCGGGCUAUGUUAUGUUUUGGGCGCUGCUGAGCCCCUGCUACUACUGGUCCGAGAUGGGUGGGAUGUUCUAUGGACCGGCACAGAGCGUCGAGAAGGGCAAGACCGGCGACUACGAGUCUCACGCGGUGUCCGAGGCCACCACUGCAGCCACCACUGAGACACGACUCCGGAAACUUCUGACAGUGAGACCUGCGAACAUGAGCGAACUCCUGCUCACAGUUGGUGCUCGAGCUACAGCCUCCUGGACAGAGAGUGUCAUCCCGCUGUGUAGCACCAUGGCGGAGUACAAGUUGGCAGUGGAUUCCAGCAAGAAGGCCACCGAGCUGCCGCUACUGAGGGUCUGUGGCACUGUGCAGCAGAAUCCUCACAUGCGCGCCUUCUGGGCCAGCACAAUAUCUUUCUUCCUUGCCUUCCUGGGUUGGUUUGCCUUGGCGCCUUUAGGCCUCGAAGUUGCGACCAGCAUGGGAACGUGCGAAAACCAGCUCUUCCCUCCCACGGACUUCCCAACACGACCAGCCUACCUGAAGUUCAAGAACCUGAAGAGUGGGCUGAGCUAUUGCCAGUAUGGGGUCGUCAAGGAGGACGGCAAACCGAUCGAUUGCCAAGACGUCCCCGGAGAUGUGGUGAGCGGCGCCGGCUCAACCGCUGAGGAGAAGGAGAAGUACAGGCCCCAGGUGCUGGCAAAGUGUGUGUGCACCCCAGGCACAGAGUGCAAGUCCGUGAUAGCGAACGCUGGCGUGGCCUCGGUUGCCUCGACCAUCUUCGUGAGGGUAGCCUUGGGGACGCUUCUAGAGCGCUUUGGCCCCGUGAACGUUCAGUGCGGCUUGAUGUCCUUCGGGGCUUUCUGGGUGGCCAUGGCGGCCGCGAUUACGGCUCCCUGGAACUACACGCUGAUCCGCUUCUUCAUAGGCUGCGCUGGCGCCACUUUCGUGACCAAUCAGUUCUGGUGCUCGCUGAUGUUUGCACCCAACGUUGUUGGCACGGCCAACGCCACUGCGGCCGGUUGGGGCAACCUGGGAGGCGGUGUAACCCAGAUUUUUAUGAUGUCCGUACUGUUCAACCCAAUGGUGGCCUCCGGGAUGGAGCCGAAUGUCGCUUGGCGUGUCUCCAUGGUGGUGCCAGCGGUCAUGUUCGUGAUUUGCGCCAUCUGCAUGAAGCUCAUGUGCUGGGAUAUGCCCACGGCCCGCAACUACGAUCCGGCCGUGACCGGCAAGACACAAAAGCCUUCGAUGUGGGACUAUGUCGAGGUGCUGCGUGACGUUCGCGUCGUGGUCAUGAUCUUCCAAUAUUCCGCAUGCUUCGGCACGGAACUCGCAAUGAACAAUCAGUUGGCUACGCACUUUCGGACGUACUUCCAGAUGGAUGCAGGUGAUGCCAGCGCCCUGGCGGGUGCUUUCGGCCUCAUGAACCUGUUCGCAAGAUCACUGGGAGGCAUUAGCAGCGACAUUUGCUUCAAGUACUUUGGCUUCCGCGGCCGCAUUUGGGCCCAAUUCCUGGCACUUUUCUUCGAAGCCAUCUUCUUGUUCAGCUUCGGAAAGGUGGACAAUUCGCAGCCUUGGUACGUGGCCUUGGCGGUCUUGGUUUGCUUCUCGCUCUUUGUGCAGAUGGCUGAGGGCACCUCCUACGGCAUCGUGCCCUUUAUGAACCGGAAGCAACUCGCAGUGGUGUCCGCGCUUGUGGGUGCCGGUGGAAACCUCGGCGCAGUGAUUGCAGGCUUCUGCUUCUACAAGCCGAUCCAGGAUGCCCUGCUGCCUUUCCAGGUCCAUGCGGGCUAUGUUAUGUUUUGGGCGCUGCUGAGCCCCUGCUACUACUGGUCCGAGAUGGGUGGGAUGUUCUAUGGACCGGCACAGAGCGUCGAGAAGGGCAAGACCGGCGACUACGAGUCUCACGCGGUGUCCGAGGCCACCACUGCAGCCACCACUGAGACGAGCGUGUGA